This is a messenger RNA of Miscanthus lutarioriparius, 1263 nucleotides long. NCBI's taxonomy places the organism in Eukaryota, Viridiplantae, Streptophyta, Magnoliopsida, Poales, Poaceae. The record is from the annotation of a GenBank genome assembly.
AUGGACCAGAGGAGGCGGAGGACCAGAGCAGCGGCAGACCAGAUCAGCGUGGGACCAGAGGAGGCAAAGGCUGGCUCGGCAGACGGGCAGAGGACAGAGCACUGCCAUGGCCCAUGGAGGCUGGUCCUCGCGGCUCAGGCUGCAGCAGCGACUUCUCCCGCAGCGGAGAACGUGUCCAUGUGGCGCGAGCAAAGAAUGGACCAGGGAGGCGGCGGCGGCGAGACGGCAGAGACAGAGCACUGCCAUGGCGCCAUGAGGAGGCUGAUCUCGCGCUCACUCGCUGGCAAUGACUUUCUCCCGGCGGGAGAGAAGCAGCGUCCAUGGCGAGGUGUGGCUUCCGGUUCUUCCUCGCUUCUCCCUUCAUUGAUUACCCGCAUCCCCCAGCAGUUGAAAGUGAAGAUAUGUCAGAAGUGCGAGAUUGGAUCGCUAUGGGACUAUGGGCUAUGUAGUGCACAGGUAAUAAUGCAACGGCAAAGGUGUACGUGGAGUAGAGGAUUGCAUGAAGAAGUUUGCAGAUUUGGACCGAGCUUUUGGCUAGAACUGAUCUUCUGCUAUUUAAUACCAAAUAAACGAUUUUCACAUGACAUUGCAUAUGCCCAGAACCUUUGCUAUUUCCUGAAGGAUGGUUUUCGUGGAAGGAAAUUCACCCCAUCGAGAAGCAAAUAUUGGCUACAUUUUUUUUAUGGGAAAUCAGAGAGACGGACACCCGAGAUAUACUUGGGGAUUAGAAACAUAAUCAUGAACAAGUUUCACUUUAAUCCUGAAGUGCAUCUGGAGUCCAAAGAUUUGUGCGAGUUGUCAAUUGGGGAGAUGGAUGCUCGUCUGGUAAUCUUGGAGUUUUUGGCCCAUUGGGGCCUAGUUAAUUUCCACCCUUUUCCACCAGUUACGCAGGAACGCAAGCUGGUUGAGAGUAAAAGUAGUGCUGAGAUAGAGGAUGAAAUUUCUCCGGUUGAUAAGUUAUUUCAGUUUGAAACAGUUCAUUCGUACCUGGUACCUGUUUCAAAGAAAGCUGAAGCAAUAUCUCCAGUUCAGUUCACUAGCUUGCUCUCUGAGCCUACACUAGCUGAAGAUGCGAUAGGUGCAGCUGAGUCUUCUGUUGAGUAUCACUGCAACUCCUGCUCAGUUGAUUGUUCAAGAAAGUGUUAUCAUUGUAGGACUCAGUUGUACAUUGUUAUGAGCUUUGGAGAAAACAAAACAGGGGUUGCAGGACAACACAGAGAAACAGCUCAGCAAAUAGGAUUGAAUGAGAUAUAUGUGCUGUGA